AUGGCAGGCAUUCCCGGCUUCGUCGGUUUCUCUAUCGACGAAGAUAUUCCAUCCUCCUUCUCUAAGAGACAAAAUGGAUGUGUGGUUUGUGAAAAUACAUCGCCAACCUGCCCCUCUUGCGCCGAUAAUGAAUCCUGUUCAUUUACCAUCCAGACGUGCAAUGAGUGUCCGAGGGCCUUCUGCGCACUCGACCCAACAGCAACCACCUCCUCGUCCAAGCCCAGCAGCGGGCCAAACGUCGGUGCUAUCGUAGGUGGUGUAAUAGGCGGUCUAGCAGCCGUCGCCAUCAUUACGUACUUGGUUUGGAGGUUUUGCAUCAAGAACAAGAGAGGACAGUACGAGCCAGAGCGAUGGCAAGGAGACGUCGAACAGUCGAAGGAGGGUAUGGAGGCCGACUUUGCUUCGAGGAGAUCCAAACGAACCUCGACGCAUACAGUACAUUCUAUCGCCUCUACUGUUCUCACUCGCGCUUCAAACAUCAUCCAAAUCGCAUACAUCCCUGGCGUUACUAACCGAGCUACGCCUACGUCGCCCACGCUACUCGUCCCCCCCGUCCCCCCAAUCCCAAUUGCGCACUCGGACAAGGGCAGCAAUUCGCCAUUCGAUGAGCAACACUUCUUCGUCCCGGGAGACCUUCGUGACUCGACGUACUCGGGCAUCUCUGCUUACACCGACCGCUCAUCCAUGGCCCGAACCUCUUAUGCCCCACGCUCUAGUGUUGCAUCUACCAUCUACGGCAAAAACGCCAUUGUCUCCCCUCUCCCGGCUCAAAAGGGCAAUUUCCUCAAGCCCUCUAUCGUCAGCGUUAAAUCUCGUGCCCCUAGUAGUACUAGCGGCAGUUCAACGCCGCCCGUUCCAGCCGUCGACUACGAAAAGUACGAACAGCCGCCUGUAUCGCCAGCCUUCAGCAUCGGGGCUACAUUUUUCAAGAACGCUAGCGCUUCGACAGCAACCGCCGUACGACCUCAGGUUGUCCGCGUUGGUAGCGGGCCUAAGGCUGUUGACGUGAAAUCGAAGUCUUCCGGUUCCGCCACCGCUGUAGAGUCCGAGAACUCGGAGCCCCUAGUACAGCUCAUCGAUACUAGCAAGGAAAGAGAAUCAGCCGCGGCGACGAUUAUCGAGGAAUCGCCGAGCGUUGAUCAGGGUCCCUUUGCUGAUCCACCUAAGCAGGGUCACCAGAAAAAGAGCUCCCUCAGCGCAGUAAUAGGAGAGUCUCAGCGGGCGGUAGACGGCAAACGCAAGUCCUCCGCAGAACGGAACAGCAGUCCAUUCGGGGACGAAAAUGUCUUGCGAGAGUAA
Molecule: messenger RNA, 1299 nt
Organism: Annulohypoxylon truncatum
Lineage: Eukaryota; Fungi; Ascomycota; Sordariomycetes; Xylariales; Hypoxylaceae
Exons: 2
Coding region: 1-1299 (432 amino acids)
Source: RefSeq, a predicted model, not a curated record